Molecule: messenger RNA, 5541 nt
Organism: Bombyx mori (domestic silkworm)
Lineage: Eukaryota; Metazoa; Arthropoda; Insecta; Lepidoptera; Bombycidae
Exons: 2
Coding region: 1-5541 (1846 amino acids)
Biological process (GO): DNA integration
Molecular function (GO): nucleic acid binding
Source: RefSeq, a predicted model, not a curated record
AUGCCGAUCACCAGGAGCAACAAGGGAUCAUCGAGGGAACAGCCACUCGAACCUGCGGUUCAAGAAUCCAGUCCGGAGGCAACAGAAGCGACGUCGUACGAAACAUACGAGAGCUCCGCGACCGGUACGACCCAGAACACAAAACUUGAAGAGACAACGACGCGGACACGUGGUGAAAAUAGACCCGCGUCGAAGAAAUCGCUACGACGUAAGGAACUGGCAGCGAGAGCGGAGCUGGCGGAAAAAGAAUUGAUAGAAGCACAAGCAGCCACCAUAGCCGCCAGACUCCGUCUGCAAUUGAUUCAGGCCGAAAACGAAGACGACGAUGAUUCCAUUAUAGAAGAGCCAAAGGACCGGGAGGACCAGGUCAGGGCCUGGGUCCAGACGUCGGCGGGCAGUAUGGACAAGGAGCCCGCAGGCGAGCACAUUGAGAACCACCCCGUCAGCAAGGCCAACAUGGAAGAUUGCAGCAACAGGGACCUGGCUAAGGCGAUAGUGGAAGCGGUGAGGAGCGCAACGACCAAAGAGCUGCCACCGCAACCCGACUACAUGCACCAGUUGCCGACGUUCGAAGGCGACUGCAGGGAGUGGGUGGCCUUCAAGGCUGUCUACGAGGAUACCGCUCCACUCUUCUCAAGCGCUCAAAACAUGGCGCGGCUGAGAAGAGCGCUGAAAGGACAAGCCAGGGAAGGAGUUCGCAGCCAGCUGUACUCCGAGAGCACACCGGAGGAAGUAAUGGAAUCACUGCGGCGGUGCUAUGGAAGGGCGGACGCUUUAGUCUUGGCGGAGCUAGACCGCAUACGAAGACUUCCGACUAUAAGCGACUCCGCCUACGACAUUUGCUCACUGGCGAGCAAUGUUAACAAUACCGUCGCAGCGAUCAGGGGGCUGCGGAAACCCCAAUAUUUGAUGUCGCCCGAACUGCUGAAGAGCAUCGUCGACAAGAUGCCGACCAUCCUGAGGUUCCGGUGGUACGACCACAUUAUCGAUAAAACUGAAGGAGACCCGGACCUCAACACGAUGUGCGGCUUCCUGAACAAGAUGGCGGACCGGUGCGGGCCACACGCCGUGGCCGAGGCGGCAACAAAAAGACAACCAUCGAGGCGACAGGCGACGCACGCCACAACCGUAUGUACCGAGCGCGAGACUUCGGACAGAGCAAUGAGGGACAAGCCGGCGUGCCCGCAAUGCAAGGAUGGACACCCGCUGUACGAUUGUCCGAGGUACAAGGGCGCUACAGUGCAGGAACGAUGGAGAAUGGCAAAGGAGUCGCGCCUAUGUUACAAGUGCCUCGACGGUAAGCACCGAAAGCAAUCGUGUCAACGACCGCCAUGCCGCACGUGCAAGCGCUGGCAUCACCACUCGCUACACAACGAGAAGCCGGAGACAGAGCCAGCAGAGAACAGGGAAAUCGCGAACAACGUGCGACUUCCCAUCAACUGCACACGGAUCAGCAGGGCGUACUUGAAGAUGGUGCCCGUUGAAGUGUACGGGCCGUCGGGAUCGACGACGGUGCUGGCCCUGCUGGACGAAGGCUCCACGGUAACUCUCCUGGACUCGAGCGUGGCGAAGCAGAUCGGCCUGAAGGGACCCAAGGAGUCGCUCCGCCUCGAGACCGUGGGCGGGAAGACCCUAACGAAGAUGGACUCGAUGAAGCUUAACAUCCGAGUUCGAGGGCUUCACCAGCGGCAGAAGAGGACGAUCUUCGGAGCGCGCACAAUAGACGACAUGAGCCUUGCACCUCAGCGACUGAAAAGGGAAACCAUCGAAGGCUACGCGCACCUGAGGAGCCUGGCGGACCAGUUAUGUUACGAUGUACGAUCCCCCAAGCUAUUGAUCGGGCAGGACAACUGGGGACUCAUCGCCGCCAGAAGGACGCGCAGGGGCAGGAGGAACCAGCCGGUAGCCUCAUUCACCCAAUUGGGAUGGGUGCUACACGGCCUCGACAACAGCAAUGCAAAAGAGGUCAACUUCCUCACCUGCGCCCAUGUAUCGAUGCGCGAAGAGGCCUUGGACAGACUGGUGAAGGAGCACUUCGCGAUAGAGUCGCUGGGAGUCGCACCCAAGCGUCCGAGCACGGAUAUGGAGGCGAAGGCGCUUGACACCUUGGAGAAGACGAGUCGGAGACGCGACGACGGCCGCUUCGAAGUGGGAUUAUUAUGGAGGGACGAAGAAGCCACGCUUCCUAACAACUACAGGUCCGCGCUGACGAGGCUCAGAGGCGUUGAAAAGAAGCUACACAGAGACCCUGACUUGCAAGUGGAAUAUAGCAAGCAGAUGACUAACCUCAUCGAGAAUGGAUACGCUGAGGAAGUCCCACACGAUGGAGCAGGAUCAAAACGGAAGUGGUACCUGCCUCACUUCGCGGUCACACACCCGACGAAGGCCAAGAAACGCCUCGUGUUCGACGCCGCCGCGAAAUUCGAUGGAACGAGUCUCAAUGAUCUUCUAUUGCCGGGACCGGACCUACUACAAUCCCUGUUCGGAGUGUUGUUGCGGUUCCGGCAAAGACCCGUCGCAGUUGUCGCGGACAUCAAGGAGAUGUUCCUGCAGAUCAGAAUCAGGGACGAGGACCGCGACAGCCUGAGAUUCCUAUGGAGGAAAGAUCGACGCGAAGCGACUCCGAAAGAGUAUAGAAUGACGUCAGUCAUAUUCGGAGCAGCCUGUUCACCGAGCGCGGCGUUGUUCGUGAAAAAUAAGAAUGCUGACGAGUACAGACAUCAAUAUCCAGAAGCCGCGCGGGCAAUAGAAAGAAACCACUACAUGGACGACUACCUGCAGAGCUUCGAGACGGAAGAAGAGGCUAUAACCAUAGCCAGCGAAGUGGAUGUCGUCCACCGUGGAGCGAAAUUCGAGCUCAGAGGCUGGGCAUCGAAUAGGCGCGGCGUCUUGGCGAGCCUCGCAGGUGGUGCGACCCCAGGAGACAUAGAGCUGGGGUCAAAGGAAGAAAAGACCCUGGGCCUGCGGUGGUUCUACGAGUCGGACGAGAUGGGAUUCCGGACACAUCCUCGAGACCCAAAGGAUGUAGAAGCACGAACCCCGACCAAACGAGAAGUGACUAGCGCGGUAAUGUCAACCUUCGACCCUAUGGGGCUGGCAUCACCCGUGCUAAUAGAAGGGAAAGCGCUCAUUCAGAGCAUUUGGCGGAGCGGGAUCGACUGGGACGACGUCAUCCUGGAAAAGGACGAGGUGGCGUGGAAACGCUAUAUGGAGAACCUUCGCAUGUUGCAAGGCCUCCGAAUAGCAAGAUGCUUCUCGUACUGUAACACUGAGGGGGAGCUGCACACGUUCACCGACGCCAGCGAGAAGGCCUACGCGUGUGCAGUCUAUUGGCGUCAGAGGACAGACGAGAGCACCUACCGCGUCACGCUUCUAGCAGGGAAAGCCAGGGUGACCCCACUGAGACCAGUCUCUAUCCCAAGGCUGGAGCUGCAAGCUGCACUGCUGGGGACAAGGAUGGCGCAGGCGAUAGCGAACGAAUUGGACAUCGCGGUCGGCAGAAGGACGUACUGGACUGACUCCAGUACAGUUCUGACAUGGAUAAAGACCGACCCACGCACGUUCAAACCUUUCGUUGCGCACCGACUCGCCGAGAUAGAAGAGUCAACGAAGCCCCAAGAAUGGCGAUGGGUGCCUGGCUCGCAAAACCCAGCAGACGACGCAACUAGAGAGGCGCCGGCGGAUUUCGACCACACGCAUCGGUGGUUUAAUGGACCCGAGUUCCUGACGUGGGAUGAAUCGCGCUGGCCCAAGCCGCGAACAUUCAAGCAAGAACCGUCUGGAGAAGAGAAAGAGGCCUACCUGGUCGCUACGGCGAGGACCGCUGAAGCUCAACCCACGCCCGAUCCGCACAGAUUCUCGAGCUGGAUCAGGUUAUUGAGAGCAACAGCCAGGGUCCUCCAAUUUAUCGAGCUGUGUCGACCCCGGAAGGAGAGCGCCUGCGUGUCCAGACAAUUGGAGCAGCAAGAUCCCACGUGGAGGACGACGCGAGCGAAGCAGCCCCGAUCAACAUGGAAGAUAAGGACUCCAGAAGCACCUACAGAAGCGUGGCUGCCGCUCGAUCCGCCCCACUUGAAGAAGGCGGAGAAGAUCCUACUGAGAAGCAGCCAAGGAGAGAGCUUCGGUGAAAAAGAUCCCGAACGUCACCCCAAGUUGCGACGGCUCGACGUCGUAAUGGAAGAUGGCCUGUUGCGCCUGCGCGGACGUAUCGACGCAGCGCAAUACAUAGAUGCAGGCUGCAAGCGACCGAUCGUGCUGGACGGAAAGCACGUGAUAGCGAGAUUAUUGAUCAAACACUAUCACGAGGCGUUCCAGCACGGUAACCACGCAACGGUGAUGAACGAGGUGCGGCAGCGCUACUGGAUCCUAGGUCUAAGAUCGAUCAUUCGAGCGACGGCCGUCCGAUGCCAGUGGUGCAAGGUCUAUCGGAGUACACCACGCCUACCGCCCACCGGAAACCUGCCGAUAGAGCGGCUACGACAUGGAGAGCCGCCGUUCACCUGUGCUGCCGUCGAUUACUUCGGGCCGAUGACGGUGACUGUAGGACGACGUCACGAGAAGAGGUGGGGCGUGCUGUUCACAUGCCUCACCACGAGAGCAGUUCACAUGGAGCUAGCAGCGUCACUGACGGCAGACUCAAUGCUGUUAGCGCUGCGCAGGAUGGCCGCCCGGCGAGGAACGCCCAAAGUCAUUUACAGCGACAAUGGGACUAACUUCGUCGGCGCUAACAAGGAGCUCAAGCAGGCGAUCGAGAACGCGAGGGAAACAGACGUCGUGUCACGGGCCGCUCAGAUGAACAUAAAAUGGAAGUUCAUCCCGCCAGGAGCGCCGAAUAUGGGAGGCGCGUGGGAACGCUUGGUGCGGUCCGUGAAGACCGCGCUGGCGGUCACACUGAAGGAAAGACACCCGAGGGAAGAAGUUCUGCACACUCUUCUGUUGGAGGCAGAGCACGUCAUCAACUCGCGACCGCUCGUCGCUAGGGAAGAGAGUUGGGAGUUAGAAGCACUCACGCCGAACCACUUUCUCAUAGGGAGGUCCUGCGGAGCUCCGAGCAUCGGCGACUACAGAGACGAAGACCUGACCGGCAAAAGGACAUGGAGAGUGGCGCAGCGUAUGGCAGACCACUUCUGGAGUAGGUGGGUCAAGGAAUACCUGCCCACGCUGCUGCCCAGGAAGAUCGACGGGAGAGCAGCUGGCGAGGACUUGCAGUGUGGGGAUACCGUCCUCAUAGUGGACUCCACGCUGCCACGCAACACAUGGCCGCGCGGGCAAGUUGUCCACACCUACCCAGGUCCCGACAACCGUGUACGAACCGUCGACGUCAGAACGAGCGGCGGUUUGCUUAAGAGACCUGCCUCCAAGAUGAUCCUACUGGUGCCUGCAACGAGCGACGAGCCCACGCCCAUAGAGUCGCCACGACAAGGAGUCGGUGCUACGCACGAGGGGGAGGAUGUAGUCUUCCACGUGAAUGGUACUGUUAAAACAUUGAAAUAUCAAUUUGUAUUGAAAUACCAGCUCUACUGCACAAGCGAGGUUUCUUGA